Molecule: messenger RNA, 3177 nt
Organism: Ostreobium quekettii
Lineage: Eukaryota; Viridiplantae; Chlorophyta; Ulvophyceae; Bryopsidales; Ostreobiaceae
Source: the annotation of a GenBank genome assembly
AUGUUGGGCACCAAGAACCUUAACAUUAUUCUUAAGAGAGCCAAAAGAAUCAAGAAUGGCAGGACUGAGGAGGAUGGGGAGCUUCAAGCAAAACUCCCUGAGACGAUGAUUAUCAGUGCCAAUGAUUUUGUGCAGUUAAGGGCUUUGAACGUGCCCUGCGGAGAACACGUUGUUGGCAGCUCAUCGGCAGAAAAUGGAAUAGCUAGCAAAGCGCGAAACGGUUUCCAGUCAGAUAGCUCUGCGGAGGUACCACUUGCAGUGCACAGAUGUGAGGAGCACAGUGACGUUAUGCAAGGUGGAGAUGCACAAGGCGAUGACGCAGUUGAGGAUGCCUUCUUAGGAGAUAGAAUCAGAGCUCACAGACGCCCGGGCAUCCAUGGUCGUCAACUGAAGAAAUGGGUUCCAGUCCCUGAAGGCAUCCCUGAUGACGCCGGUAUUGAAGAUCUGGCGUAUGGUUGUGGUAUCGGUGGUCGAGACACUGGAUGGGACCAGUUUCGAGUUAAUAAAGAGAAGUUUGGCGUGGACACUACUUUUGAUGAAAGUAUUUACACAAGCCGGCUCGACGAAUCCAAGUCUCGGUACUCUCGAGCUGACGCUGAAAGAAUAGCGCAAGAAAUUCAAUCAGAGAAGACCAAGAGCACUCAUGUUGCACUUGAACGAGGCCUUGACCUGGAGAAUGAGGAGGGGGAAGAGGCCCUGCACUCCGCCGUGCUUAAUAACGAUGCUGAGGGUUUGGAUGGCCCCCCAGUCUCUGGCGCCCAGGCUGCACCAUCGUCCUUCCCCACAUCUCUCUUCCCACCUCUUCAAGCAAGUGCAACCAAAUCUCCAAACCAUAAGGCAGGAAAUGGGGUGAGUCCUGCCCGGGAACGAAUCGCGACAGAGACCACAAAAGAUGGCCGUUUUCAGUCCCCAGCAACCGAGACAGCAAGGCAGGCAGAGCCCAAACCGGCACCUGUCACGAAGACGUCCUAUGCAGAUAUCCUGAUGGGACGCCAAGGCACUGAAGGCAGCGCUGCAAGCCCGAAGCGUGAGCCCUCUCAGAUGCACAAGCAGGACGCUGCACACGACAGAGACCGCGCAGCACCGAAGACGCUCAUGACGUCACAGACUACGCUGGCCCAUUCAUUCGAUGCUGCGAUGGAACAGACUGGCAUGCAACAGAAGGGCCCAUGGGGCCGGGGUCGUGGCAUGCCAAAGGAAAUGAAUCCAUCACAUCCGCAGCGUCCAACUGGGAAUUCAGCGGAGCUAGGAGGUGCUCAGAAGGUCACUUGGGGCCGUGGCCACAUGGUUAUGAAGCUUGCGGCUGGUGCACCCUUGGCUGUGGGUGCCAGGACAAGCAAGAAAGCAGAAGUUGAAGCAGCAGUAUAUGGCUCCUCUGCUGUUCACCCAAAGCUGGGUAACACCACACAGCGCAUUCUGCCGACAUCUGUUUCACCUAAUCAGGGCGGAACUGAAUUUGUGGGUCCAACAGAAAUGAAGGGGAUCAUGGUCACAAAACAGGCUGUUGAAGAUCAUCCCCUUGGCAAAGGGCCUUUUGGCGCUGAUGCGAACAAAGUGAUGGAAGAUGUGAUACCAGAGGCUGCAAAAGGGCCUGCAGCUGAGGCCCCAAAGGCAGCCCUGUCGAAAGCUGAUGAUGGACCGCAAAGCUUGGCAAGUUCUCCAUCAGAGGGCUCGAGUCCAGGGACGAGGAGCCCUACAUCUGAUCUGCAGACUCCACCAAUGGAAAACCCGGGCUGCUCUAGUGCUGCGACCGCACAAACAUCACCGAAUGUGGUGAAUGUGCCCAAUGGCCCAGCAUCAUCACCCUUUGCACGGUCAAGAUCAGCUGUUCAGCCAGGCAUUUCCUACCUUGCUAAACUGCAGAUGGGUAGACAGCCAGCAGUGCAGCAACCCUCCGCACAUGAGUUGCAGACGUCUGCAAGAUCAUCGCAAGCGUCUGCUCAACAGUUGGUGACCCGGGAGCAAGAGUUGGGGCUGCAGUCUCCCCCAGCACUGCAGAAAUCUGUUGAAGAUGCUGCUGCACCCAGGCCGGGAAAAUCUGACGGGCUGACUGGAAGCAAGGCCAGCAGCAUCUCCAAGGCUCCUGUGGGGCGCAAUGGUGAUAUUGCAAUCAAUAGCAAGAUGACCCAGACCACAAAUGACCUGGGUACGAAAGCCAGGGCGUCCAAAGUUGACAGUGGGACAUCAACAUCUCUAGAUAUUGGCCAGCUUUCAGUUGAUGGACCCGGAUUGCCAGCGAAUUCUUCCCUGUUGGUUCAACCAACUGCCUUGACAUCCACAGAGCUUGGGGCAGCUACUAAGGUGGAGCAGAAGCCAAGAAAGGACAAAUUCACAAGGGGACGCGCCCAGGGUCCUGGUGAUGCUGCACACCACCCAGCUGUCCAGCCUUCUUCGAUGCCAGAUGCAAGCGACCCUGUUCCUGGUGGACCCGAACAGCAGCAGUGCUAUGACCGAUCGUACCAGCAGAACACAGCCCAGGUCCAGCAGCAGAAAACGAGGCUGAAUCCAAAUGCUCAGCCAUUCAAACCAGCCCCAGGGACAUUCCCAUCCUAUCAUCCUAUGCCUACUCCCUAUGAAGUGCGUCCAUCGAUGGAGACCUACACCGUGCUGAGCUUGGCUCAGAUGCACCACAUGAGCCAGAUGGCACAGAUGGGCGUUCCCAGAAACGCCCAGUGGGGCCCAAAUAAUGCCAGUCCAGGCGGGCCGGCCCCAGGGCGGUCGAAUUCCGGCAGCAGAGGUCACCAGCCUGAGCAAAAUGGCAACACUGGCCCAAACGUUGUCACUCCUUGGCCAACCUUCCCUGGGACGGGCGUCUGGCAUUCUGAGGAGCAGAUGCACUCAGGGGCUAUGUUGUCGGGGUACGGCAUGCCGGGUGGCUUCCCAGUGUUCAUGGGGCCCGCAGGGUCCUACGUCGGGGCCCCGCAGGAUGCGAGGAUGUGGGGCUCACACGCGGGCUCUGGGGGCCCGUACAGGGGAAUGCCCCCGCCCAAUGGUGCCACGUUGCUUGGCUCCGCCUACAUGCAUCCCCCAGUAGUACGCUGGAGACCGAAAGGGAGAAGCGGUCAUUCGGGGAGCCGCAGCUGUACCAGCAGCAGUGGCGGUCUGCUCAGGGUACAACAUCGGAGCGCCAAUCGGGGGAAUGAUGGCAUCACUCGGGCCAGCAAGGCAUCUGCGUGA